Molecule: messenger RNA, 225 nt
Organism: Diaporthe citri
Lineage: Eukaryota; Fungi; Ascomycota; Sordariomycetes; Diaporthales; Diaporthaceae
Exons: 1
Coding region: 1-225 (74 amino acids)
Source: RefSeq, a predicted model, not a curated record
AUGUCUCACCAACAACCUUCGUCCGGCUCCGGAAGCUCGAGGUCCUCGCCUCCAGGCGGCUCUAGCUCCCAGACCAACUGGAACGACGUCCUCCGCUACUCGUCCCCCAUCGGGGUGGUCAAGACGGACGUCGUCUACGGGGUCUACAACACCCCGGGCUCGAAGAACGGCCAGGGCUCCUCCUCGUCGUCGUCCGGGCACGGGUCCAGUUCCAACAGGCGGUAG